UUGUGCCAUGAUUUGUGCAGUCGGGCCAGUCAGUCACUAAAGGCUGGAACCGGGGACACGGAGACGACAAAAUUUCUGUUACACAGCAACGGUUUAAUAACAACCAACCGCGUAUAUCCCCAAGAACCUCCGAAGGUGGGGCAAGGGGCAGUCAGUCACACUCGGUCACACCGUCACAAACGCCUUGCAGCUUCGUCGUUGCGUCGUCAGCUGUCGCGAGACCAUCUCGUGGAGGAAUAUUCGUGAAAAGUUGUGCAUGCUGGCCUUCCCUUCGUGUAUCGGCCUAUGUUGUCCGCUACAGGUGCUGCGACUGUGGACGAACUGCAUUAUGACUAGAAAGUAGCAUCACAGACCAUCGUUAUUCAGACGAUGACCGCUACGUAGACGAGAUGACGACGAUGGAGGAAUAUGAACUGUACGGUGAUGCCAAGUACCGCUCCUACGUAACAGCAGUGGACAAAGCCCUCAAGUACUUCGAGUGCACGAGCGAGUGGGCAGAUCUUAUUUCUGCUCUAGGAAAGCUCAACAAGGUCCUGCAAAGCCACCAGCGUUUCCAGUUGAUACCCAGGCACAUCACAGUGAGCAAGCGUCUGGCACAAUGCAUGCACCCAGCCCUUCCAAGCGGUGUCCAUCUACGAGCUCUGGAAACUUACGAGCUCAUCUUUCGCAACGUGGGGCCACAGCGUUUGGCCAAUGACCUGUACCUGUACAGUGCUGGGCUGUUCCCCCUGCUCGCCUAUGCAGCGAUGAAUGUACGACCGACGCUCUUGGCUCUUUAUGAGAACCAUCUGCUGCCCCUUGGGGUGCAAUUAAGGCCUGGACUCAAUGGUUUCUUGGCUGGGGUGCUACCAGGACUGGAGGAAGGAUCAGACUAUUAUCAGAGAACGGAUACAUUGCUGCUGAAUGUGUGCAUAGCGGUGGAGAAGAGGUACUUCUACGGCUGCCUAUGGAAGUGCGUGUUGUGCAACCCUGGCAUACGCUUGCAAGCCAUCACAUUUGUUGUAUCCCACUACAAUCGCAAGCUUAGCAUGGAGGACCAACUGUACAUUAUUGGAACUGAUAUCGACUGCAUGGUACAAGCUUUGUGUGCUGCCCUGCAGGACACAAGCGUCCUCGUGCAGCGCAGUGCUCUGGAGUUGUUGCUUCUCGGCUUUCCUUUGCACAAUUGUCAGCUGGUGUUUGAGGAUCGUGCUCGUAUCUGCAGCGCUGCUGUAAUUGUGUUGCUUCGAAGGGAUAUGUCCCUUAAUCGGAGACUAUUUGCAUGGCUGUUUGGUAGUGAUGGGUCAACCACAGCCAGUGGCAUACCAUCCUCAGAAACAGCUUCGCCUUCCAGUGAGCCUGGAUCUCCCACUGGAGUGUCAACUUCUGCCUACUUCUAUGCUCAUGCAAGUUCCCUCCUGCUAGAAGCACUGCGCAAUGUUUUCAGUCAAAAGCCAAAUGAGUUACAGACAGCGCCAGUGCUUUCUGGAAGCUUCUCUAUAUUUUGGCCGUACAGAAUUCUCAUAAGCCUGAUGGACAGGCAAGAGAUCACUACUGUCAUUCUGGAUGAUAUCUUAAUUGAUGUAUUCAGGUCUCUCUACCAUGAAUGCAACCAGGGAUCCUUGGCGCGUUCACAACAAGAGAAACAGAAUGACCGGCCGCACUUUGAACUUGUGAAGACUGCCAAUCUCUUGUUCAGUUCCCUAGAGCCAACCUAUUUGUGGGGAUAUGUUGCCAAGGGAUUUCGAGAAGCAUGUAAACACCCUGACAGAACAUUAUCUCAAGGACUGGUGGCACAAGUUGGAUCAGGGACACCCUCAUUACCAGAACUCUGCAUACUGUCAGAGUUCUUGCUUGAUGUCAUAUCCUUGGAAACCUACGUGGAAACCCCAACUGAGCACCUCCCUGACCUCCUCCACAACAUCAGCCAAGAGCUCGUUGACCACUGUGGAUCUCUUGCCCCAGUUGAACUGGAACAUGCACUAUCCCUUUGUUCGCGCCUGCUUUACAAAGUCCAGCCAAGUAUUGCAACUACCAUUGAGGAUCCUUUGGUGGUUAACCAACAAAGCCAAAUAGGGUCUGAUGAUGCAUCGUCUGUGAUUCUGCGUUGCAUGCACUCUUUUCAGCAGCUCUUGGUACGAUUUGUCAGCCUUUGGCUGCUCUCCGAACCAGCGCAAACUGUAGUGCAGUUUGAUUCAGUCUUAGUAAAGAAGAGAAUGACAGCCUUUGUGCGAGAAGAUGAGCUUCGACGUCUCCUUGAAUCUGUGGCAGCAAAGGAGCCGUCUGACCCCUAUCGCAGCAUAGACCUACCGAAAGUGUCACGAAAAAUGGUGAAAGUGGGUGAAGUGAAGCUGGAGUUGCUGCAUGGCUUCCAGAGGAUGCAGACGGCAUACGCAAGCCUGUGCCGGAUGUUGGUGGAGCUGUCAUCAUUUCCAGUGCUGCUUGCAACAUCUCGAAAGCUGUUUGACAAGCAAACGGGUACUGAGUCAAGUGAGCUGCCAGAAUGGCUUCGUUAUCUGCUGAUUUUAGCCUGCUUUUGUCCCGACCACGAUAUACUGCUGGCGUCCAUGGGUACUGUCCUUCACCUUCUGGGUCUGUCCCAAACAGCCACUUUGGUUCUGGAGCCUGAGAGGAAAACGGGAGAGAACCAUAAUCCUGCAAACUCUGUAGGAUCAGGUGCCAUGGUGUCUCUCCCUAUGGUACGGCCGCUUGAGCUUCAGGCUGUUCUUGAAGGCACUCACUUUGUGGGAGCCGCAGCCCGAUGCCUGUGGAACUUAUUAGGAGAACAUGCAGGAGAAGUUCACCUGCGUGCAGCUGAAUUGCUGCAGCAGCUCCACAGCUUGGCUGGUAAUGAAGGCUGUGAGGAUGUGCUCUGCAACACAUUGGCCAGUGAAGAUGAUCAGGAGCGAACAGAGGCUCAGAAGAGAUUCUCUAUCUUGUGGCAUCUGAGUCGGGAUCACAAGUUUCAGUCAUCCUCAUCUAGCCCCAUUCGUUCCUUUGAUAGGUGUCUCUUUCAAAUGCUGGACUGCCUGAACAAAGAAACAGGUGCGCAUCGUGCAACAUCCCUCAUCUGGCUGAACCAUGCCCUUAUGCGUGGUGACCUGGCACGUCUUUUGGAGCCUGCCAUGCUUGUUCUCUUUCACCCAGACACAGCGAGAGUAUCUAUUCAGCAUGUGAGCAUACAGCAGCCGCAAGUCAGCACACCUGAGGCAACAACACCAGUGUGCGAAGAUCUACCGUCGGACACGAAAAUUUUCGCAAUUAGCAGCGUCGGUGGAAACGUCAUAUAUCACGUAGACAAGUCUAAGAAGACAAUCGGCAGCAGCUUGGAAAAAAAGGUACUAGCACUGACAUCCAUGGUUGGGCCUGAAAAAGGCAAUGGAUCCAAAUUUGUGACCCGCAGUUCUACGAUUCAAGACAUUGAGUUUCCUCCUGCAUCGCUCGACCUUCUCCAGCCAAUGUCUCUGGUUGUGAACCCUUUUGGAUCUCUCUUGUCUCUAGACAUGCCCGAUGUCUACAGCUGCGAUCCGCCAGAUUUCUCAAACAUAACUCGAGCUGACGGGACAGGUCUGAGAAAAGACUCUCCGAUUGAGCUAACCGAGGUCGUAACCCAAAACGGGGAAGAGCAAAGCCCGCGAGACAUUGUACGGGCAAUUCUGGACGAGAUAGUUGAUGCGGCAUCAUCGAGCGGAAACAAAGUGGAAGUCGGGGUUGAUGCUCUCAGUCACAAUGCAGUGCCAAAACAGGGUGAAAACUCGUUAAUGGCUCAUCCUUUGCACACACACAUACUUCUUUAUUCGCAAGUAUUUGAUUCCCACAAGACGCAUUAUGCACUUAAUGCCAUAAAGUCCAUCAUUGAGUCCAACCCACGAGCCACACUGUGUAGCAUGGCCACCACUAGUGUAGGCGGUUCUCUCUCACAGCGCGGAGCGUUGCUGUUGACGCUCCUGGCACGCCAUCGGAAGUCUAUGUUUGGGAAUGGAUUCCACGGUGAUCUUGCACCCGACGCGCUAUCUGGCUACCGGAGCAGCAUGUAUCUGGAAGCUCUGGUGACCGCCUGCUUAUACUUCAUUCGCAGCUACUACCCCAACCUUCCCCAGUCCCGGCUGACCGCAACAGAACUGGCUGGGAGCCGUAGUGUGAGGCUCUUGUGUUGUGAGGUGCUUCGUCUAGUGUUUUCGGAGCUAGUUGCCGUCGUGAGAGACAGUGGCCGAAGCUUUGCAGUUUAUCUCGGAGACUUGCUGGCACGUUGCAAAGUGCAGAAAGCUCUGCUGCAUUGUGUUGUUGCGUCAGUGCACGGAUUUCAGGAGAAGAAAAUGGCGGAAGACGACGAGGCCGCAUUCACAACUGACGUGGUGGAGUUUAAUGAAAAGUCUCCCGGUGGAACAUCAGGCGUGCUCGGGGACGAUUUCCAAGAGACGUUUCAGGUGCACCUGCUUCAAUUGUUGUCAUCAUUGAUAGUGUUUGAAGACAGAGUGAGCGUACAGACUGGAGAUGAGGGCAACGCAGCUUUGAGAACGACGAAUGAUAAAAUGUCUCGCUUCCAGCCCCAAAUGUCUACGCUGCGAUAUCAACAUAAUGUCUCUCUUCCUUGUCAGGCAAUGUUUGGGACAGCCAUGCUCACGGCUCUUCGUCAGCGGCACAAAGCCCACAUGCAUACCCAUUGGUUGAGCCUGGUCAUGUGUUCCCUGCCAUACUCUGGGAAAUGUCUUACACAAAUUGUGCUCUCCGUUGCCAGUCAGAUCUGCACAAACCUGGAGUAUGUGGUCAGGACUGUGGCAGAGCGGAAUACAGAUGCCGAAGGAUGUCCGCCAGAUUAUUUAAUCUCCCUGGUAGAAGGUCUGACCCUGCUGUGCCACUACUGUGUACUGGAUGCUUCCGUGCCUGCUGUCACACCACUUACUCAGCAGCCUCCUCCCACUCCUUCCCUUGCGUCUGGAGCGAAUGCUUCCCAGAUAAUCUCCAACCUCAUUCAUGUGUUCUCAAAUACAGACCCUCAAAAGGAUGCUAUGAAUCGUGAAGGAGGCAGCAUGGACCCCAUCCUGACGACACGUCGCUCUUUAUUGAGUAACCUUCCUCGUCUCUUGGCGGCUUUAGCGUGCGUCUGGGAAGCAACAUCUCGAGCUGAGAGAGAACCACCACACAAGAAUCAGUCCCUUUGGAUCAUGGGGGCUCCCAAGGUUGUGAAGCAACAUAUACUGGGCUUUCUGAGCCCCAUAUCCAUCAACUAUGGUUCCAACUUCAUGGCUGCCGUUGCAGUUGUCUGGUAUGAACGUCGAAAAAAGUGUAGCACCCCUCAGCGAAAGGUGAUACCUCAGUGGAGUGCCGAUCAGCUGUUACUUGUGGAAUUGGUGUCUGCUAUCAAAGUCCUGCCCAUGGAUAGUGUGGUUCAGCUGGUUAGGCAGGUGAUCCGACAGCCGCCUCCUACCAGCAAUGAUAAGAAGAAGCGAGUGCCCCUGGAAGUAAGCAUGCUGCAGUUUUUCUUGGCCUAUAUGACAAACAUGCCUGGCACUCAACUUCUUGAGUCGUGGAGUUCUCUCCUUGGUCUUUGGAAGGAUGGCUUACAGCUCACAAGCAUGCCUCUGGUACAAUUUCAUCUCCUAGGCCUGUUGAACGAGUUUGUCCAAAAAGCUCCACUAUUGGAAGAUAAGAAGGAUCAGAAAGACUUGCAGGACAUUGCCCAAAAGGUAAUAGAUGCCUGUAGCACAGUAGCAAGUGCAAGCUUGGAGCAGACAACUUGGUUAAGACGUAACCUGGCUGUUCGCCCUGGGCCACAGCCAGAUGUUCUUGGAAGCUUGGAUGGUGAUGCUGAUGAUCCAGGCACAACCACAGAAGCAAAGCCCAUGGUCGAAGUACAACUUCCAGAAAGCGUACCUGUGACUAACAGUUCAUCCUCUCAUGCACAGUACAGCGUGCAGGCCCUCUGUGUGCUUUCUGAGUUCCUGGCCCCAGUUCUGGACGUUGUCUAUGUGAGUGAGGAGAAAGAGAAAGUGGUGCCGCUUCUUACGAGCAUUAUGUUCUAUGUCACUCCCUACCUCAAGAAUCGCACUGCUCACAAUAUCCCUAGCUUCCGAGCAUGCUCUCAACUGGUGGCCAGCUUGUCAAGCUACCAGUACACACGCAAGGCUUGGAAACGGGAUGCACUGGAGCUUCUGCUGGACUCUGCAUUCUUUCAAAUGGACCACCAGUGCUUGCGGCACUGGCAAUCUAUUAUUGACCACCUGAUGACCCAUGACAAAACCACAUUCAGAGAUUUUCUGGCUCGUUUCUCGUUGACUCAGAGUGGUUCCCUGAGCAUCUUCAGCAGCAAAGAGCAAGAGUAUGAAUCUCGAUCUUCGCUGCUCAAGCGACUGGCUUUCAUUCUGUUCUGCAGUGAGGCUGAUCAGUACCAGCGCUACAUGCCUGAUAUUCAGCAACGAUUGUCUGAGAGCCUACGCCUUAACCAUGUACCAGCUGUCCAGGCUCAGGUCUUCCUGUGCUUCAGAGUGCUUCUGCUUAGGAUGUCUCCCCAGCAGAUGACUUCAAUGUGGCCCGGCAUCAUCACUGAGAUGGUGCAAGUCUUCCUGCAAAUUGAACAAGAACUCUCUUCUGACUGCGAAGAAUUAAGCAGCUCCCACAUGCACCAAACAGCAGAUAGCCCUUGGGUGAGCAAUGGUCUUCAGUCUCACAAUCACCCAGCCUGGCUGCAACUCUACCUGUAUGCCUGCAAGUUACUUGACCUUGCUGUUGCCCUUCCAGCUGACGUUCUGCCGCAAUUCCAGAUGUAUCGCUGGGCAUUCAUUGGAGAUAGUGCACCCCUUUCGUCAGAUGAAAAUCAACUCUCAAAGCAUGAAGGACACACAUUUACACCACACAUUAUGCGCCUGGCAAAAAUCAUCAACAAGAAGAAGCCAACAUACGAGAGCCUUCCCCAGCGGUGUGGCCGCCCCUUCUUAACGUUGACUGCCUUGCGUACUGUGUAUGACCUCCAGGGCUUCCUCAAUGGCAUUGUCAACUGUACUACUCACUUGACACAACCUCUAGGAAGGCCCGGCGAGCUUCCCAAGUCACGCUCAGCUCCAGAGCUGCUUCAGAGCAAUGAUCCCAUCCCACCUUUUGACAGUGGUGAAGCACGAACGACUCUGCAGUUCAUUGAAGGAAUUUUGGAAAUGGACUUUUUGGAACCAAGACAGUCUUGAUUAUGGGCCAAAUACAGACAAGCAUUCCCUGUGAUAUUGUUAAUUAUUAUUGUUGAUCCAUAUAAGACCUAUAUUUGUCCCUCUAGAAGAACUGCACUGUUGACAUGCCAUGUCUAGUCAGACUUUUAUUGUAUAAUACGAUAUACUGAUACUACAUAAUUCAAUAUGAUGUAAGCGCGUGUCAUUGCAUAAGAAAUGACAUCGAUAUGAAUGUGUUUUUAUGGAGACAUGUAACAUACAUAUUUUUAAUAAAGUCUUUUUGUAACUUC
This is a messenger RNA of Ornithodoros turicata, 7426 nucleotides long. Its product is annotated as protein dopey-1-like. The record is from RefSeq and is a predicted model, not a curated record. Bases 390 to 7157 code for a protein of 2255 amino acids. Gene Ontology annotation, biological process: Golgi to endosome transport. Gene Ontology annotation, cellular component: endosome; trans-Golgi network. The transcript has 31 exons. Lineage: Eukaryota; Metazoa; Arthropoda; Arachnida; Ixodida; Argasidae.